Maudiozyma saulgeensis is the source of this 825-nucleotide messenger RNA. NCBI's taxonomy places the organism in Eukaryota, Fungi, Ascomycota, Saccharomycetes, Saccharomycetales, Saccharomycetaceae. The record is from the annotation of a GenBank genome assembly.
AUGCUGGCGGAUUUAUGGAGUAUGCUACUUAGUGGUGGUGUUGCUACUGCAACAGCAGGUGCUGUGGCGGAAUUAACUCUGGAUCCACAAUUAAAAUAUUGGGUAUUACUUCCUAUCUCUGUGGUAAUGAUUCUGACUGGGAUCUUACGUCAACAGGUGUCUGUAUUAAUUGGUUCAGGUGUAAAAGGACAACCCCGAGUGAAAAAUACAGAAGCACAAUACAUGAUGAAGGCCCAAGUAUUACUUGGGAACGGAUCAAAUAUUAGUGAUGAAUCAUUCCAAGAAAGGAAAGAAUACCUCUCUAAGACUUUAGCAAGUGGUAAAUACGUUGCAAGAUCUAAGGCGGCAAAACCAGGAGAGACAGUAAAUCCAUUCAAUGACCCAGGUACAGCAGACGCUAUGAUGAGUAUGGCGAAGGGAAAUAUGGCUAGUUUUAUUCCACAAACAAUAAUUAUGUGGUGGGUAAACCAUUUUUUUGCAGGAUUUGUUUUGAUGAAGUUGCCAUUCCCUUUGACUCUACGAUUUAAGGAAAUGCUACAAAGUGGGGUAAUGACAGCUGAUUUGGACGUCCGUUGGGUGAGUGCAAUCUCUUGGUAUUUCAUUUCAGUACUAGGUUUGGACCCUGUUUUUAACUUAUUAACUUCUGAAAAUACGGAUAACCAAUUGGGUAUGAUGCAAACUCAGACUCCACAGGGAACUGAUAUGGUGUCUCAACCGGCUCAAGUGGAAUCACAGAUGAAGGCUCUUGCCAAUGAUUUAACAAUUGCUCAGCAUGAAUGUUGUUUUGACAACGUCGAGGCAAGAGUUUUACGUAUGUACAACUAA